This is a messenger RNA of Oncorhynchus gorbuscha (pink salmon), 1366 nucleotides long. RefSeq names its product ribonuclease H1-like. Lineage: Eukaryota; Metazoa; Chordata; Actinopteri; Salmoniformes; Salmonidae. Gene Ontology annotation, biological process: DNA replication, removal of RNA primer. Gene Ontology annotation, molecular function: magnesium ion binding; RNA-DNA hybrid ribonuclease activity; nucleic acid binding. The coding region runs from base 128 to 1072 and encodes 314 amino acids. The transcript is spliced from 10 exons. The record is from RefSeq and is a predicted model, not a curated record.
GUCGUGGAAGGAAUCAUGGGAACACGGAAGUAUGAUUUUUAACACCAACAGAUCAGUGCAGCAGAUAUCGUGAACGUUGAAGUAAUUAAUUAUAAUACACAGGGCAGUCUGCAUUGGCACAGAGGAGAUGGUGAAAGGCAAAUUCUUCUACGCUGUGAGGAAAGGAUUAAACCCUGGAGUUUACCAAACUUGGGAUGAAUGUAAGAAACAAAUUGACAAGUUCCCACAUGCCAGCUACAAGAAGUUUGCUGCUGAAAAGGAUGCCUGGGCUUUUGUCAGAGGCGAAGCAAGGUCGAUAACACCAGACGUGUCAGAAGGAACCAGCUAUGAGGCAACACUCCCACGAAGGGCCCCGGAGGCCCUUGAGUAUAUUCCCAUUGGUCAGAAGAGACACUAUAAUCACGUGGAGGAGGAAGAGAAGGAGGUGGUGUCCCCUGCCAAACGAGCUAAACCUUCCCAGGAGGCAUCUCAAGACAGCUGUGCAUCUUCAAAGAGCUCUGAUGGAUUCACCUACAUGGGUGAUGCAGUGGUGGUGUACACAGAUGGCUGCUGUUCAGGCAAUGGGAAGGCCGGAGCCCGAGCUGGGAUUGGGGUGUACUGGGGACGUGACCAUCCUCUGAAUGUAGCAGAACCGCUGGAUGGAAGACAGACCAACCAGAGGGCAGAAUUACAGGCAGCCUGUAAAGCCUUGGAGCAGGCCAAAGAGAUGGACAUCAAGAAGUUGGUGCUCUAUACAGACAGCAAGUUCACCAUUAAUGGCGUCACCAGCUGGGUGAAGAACUGGAAGCUGAACAACUGGAGGCUCAAAUCUGGUGGCCCUAUCAUCAACAGAGAGGACUUUGAAAAACUUGACAAGUUAAAUGAAGAGCUGAAGGUUGUAUGGGCUCAUCUUGACAUGACCAUCCAGCAUGACAAUGCCACCACGUGCAGAACAAGCAGUCUGAUUUCCUGCAAGACAGGAAUGUCAGUGAUCUGCCAUGGCCAGCGAAGAGCCAGGAUCUCCAUCCCAUUGAGAACGUCUGGGAACUGUUGGAUUGAAGGUUGCACAUCCCAGGCCACGCUGGAUACCUAGGAAACGAGGAGGCUGACAGGCUGUCCAGAGAGGGGGCAGCAAAACGCUCACAUUAGCCCUACAAGAUAACAGCCCAAUAUGUCAUAUUUACUUAUCUUGUUUCUCGGUUAAAUUCUAUCAAAUUGGGAGUUCAAGAAUUAAACAUUCAAGAUUGUUUUGUGUGUGUGGGGGGGCAUUUUAGUUAUCCAGGAUAAUUGUUUGUCUUUUCUGUUGGGCUGCCAAGUUCUUUUCCAAAGAACAAUGUUCUGUUUCUAAGUUUGUUUGUUUUUAUUAAAUAAAGCAUCCUGUCCGAAA